This is a messenger RNA of Schistocerca americana (American grasshopper), 1738 nucleotides long. RefSeq lists its product as uncharacterized. NCBI's taxonomy places the organism in Eukaryota, Metazoa, Arthropoda, Insecta, Orthoptera, Acrididae. The transcript has 8 exons. Bases 297 to 1319 code for a protein of 340 amino acids. The record is from RefSeq and is a predicted model, not a curated record. Gene Ontology annotation, molecular function: protein binding.
UCGGUCAUUGGCAGCGCACGGCGUCCACUGUCACCCGCUCCCUGCCACCUGUCCCUACACACCUGUCGAGCGGGCCGCUCUACCUCCAGGGGAACUAGGGCAGCUAUGAAGCUCCGUCCGUCUUCUUAGCUACUGCCACCGUCACGCAAGUUCGCUGUCUGCAGAGAGGAUGCCCUGCGUCCACCAUUGAGACGAGCGAUGACACCCCAACCACCGCUGUAUGGUUCUGCCAGUUAGCUGUGCGCAUUACAAGAGGAGGCGCCCUAUGGGCAGACGGCGGUGCUAGGGGGGGCAGCAUGGUCCUGUGGGCCGCGCUGCUCGUUCUGCACGGAGCUGGCUGCGUAGGUUCGAUGCCCGGAGCCAGCAUGGUGCCCGAGAACAUCACGGUGAUGUUCCUCAGCCCUACCACCAUCAAAGUGUCGUGGGCCACAUCGAGUGACGUCAUGGCCGACAAGUUCGACGUCAUGUACAAGCCGACUGACGCCAGCUACCGCGUGGUGACAGUGGUGGCGGGCAACUCAAGGUCUGUGGCGCUGGAUGACCUCAAGGCGGACACGCAGUACCAGCUGACGGUGACUGCAGUGCGCUCCGGCCGCAAGUUCCGCAGCAGGGCCAUCGUCUUCCGCACCCUCGGAUUCAAACAAGAAACUACUACAAUUGUCCAAAAGCCUUCUGAUGAAAUUCUUCCUAUUUCCAUCACCACCCAGACUACAACAGAAAUACCACGCACAUCACCUCAGAAAGAGGGAUCCAUGGCUACGCCUGUAACUGAAGGUGGUCUGCAGACGGAGGAGAUAAUAGGAGGUCCUCCAGAUGAUGAUAUGCAUACACCUCCAUACAUACAAGUGCGAGGUGUAGAAGUAGGAAUAGUUCUGCUUGUACUUGUUGUCUGGGCUGGAGCAAUUGCACUCUUCUUCAAUCGAUGGGGGAAGAUUCGAAUGCUUCUACCAUAUCAGCCUGACUACAAGGAGCAGCUUAAAGUUCCUGGUCCUCCUGUGGGUAGUGGUUGCUCACAAGGUCAUGGUACAAGCCAGGCUUGUCCGCAGCAUCUGCAUUGGUCAACACACCAACGUUUUGAUAUGGAUCCAUGGAUUGGCCGUUCAAGGCCAAGGGUUAACUCAGCUAUAUUUAUUAGCUCUGGUGUACGUGAUUCUGAAUUUGUUCAGCAUCAACCAUUUCAUUCAGAAAUGGGGCGUCGAACACGUAGUGCUGAAAACAUUCCAAUGAGUGGAAUGCGAGAAGGACUUCCCAUACUUUCAGUUUCAGCCCCACCCCCACAAGAAAACAAUCAAAACAUUCAAUGUGAUGAAACCUUGUGACAGUGAGUGUGUUUUUUUAAAUAUCUCUAGGGUUGCUGCCAAUAAUUAUGUGACGUGCUUCUCUAUAAACCAGUUUGUCUUACUAUCAAUAAAUGACUUGAAAUUUGAAAAGCAUACUGUGGCAAUAAUUGCCUGAGUGUUGUGACUACUGAUAGUGCUAUGACACUGUUUGAAUAAUGGUAUUGAAGUAAGCCUGCACAAACCUAAAAUUGGCGUAUUUUUGAUUAUAACAUAUUUUUAUAAAUCUACUGCAACUCUCAUAGUAUGUAGCAGUUAAUUAUUACUACAUUUUAAAGAAAAUAUUUGUGACUCUUUAUACUCAGAAGGUGAUAUAUCAAUUAUUCUUACCAGAACAUGUAACAGAUUGUUCUACAUUCAUUCUCACUCAUUUGUAAUCACCAUUUUAUAAUUUCUGAUUA